AUGGAGCAAGAAGCUACACUAAAUCACGGCGGCGAGCCGAACCCAGUUGACACUACUGGCUUAUGCCUACUGUCCCUGGAUGGCGGCGGCGUGCGGGGCCUCUCGUCACUCUACAUCCUCAAGAGCAUCAUGGAUCGACUAAACCAUGCCCGGAAGCAGAUCAAACUCCCUCCAGUGAAGCCGUGCGAAGUGUUUGACCUUAUCGGAGGCACAAGCACUGGAGGCCUCAUCGCGAUCAUGCUCGGCCGGCUCGAGAUGGAUGUCGACAAGUGCAUUGACGCGUACAGCGAACUUGCCGCAGCAGUGUUUGGCAAGAAGCUGAGCUCGUUCCCUGUCAACCUUAAGGGCGAUAUCAAGGCGCGGUUCGACUCGACGAAGCUGGAGAACGCAAUCCGGAAGGUAGUGGAGGACAGCGGGGCAUCUCAGCAGGACCUGUUUAAUAACGGCGCUGAACGCGGAUGCAGAACCUUCGUUUGCACCGCCGACCGUCACACAAAGGGCAUCAUCGGUGACCGCUCGUUUGCCGACGGCGGACUAGGCGCAAACAAUCCUGUGGACGAGGUAGAGGGUGAGGCGUCGAACAUAUGGUGCUCUGAGACGGGAGACCUGAAGCCGCUGGUCAAGUGCUUUAUCUCGAUUGGAACAGGGAACCCAGGCAAGAAACCAUUCGAAGAUAGUAUGAUUAAGUUCCUCGGGCAGACAUUGGUGCAGAUUGCCACUGAGACGGAAAACAUGGAGAAAAGAUUCAUAGCAAGAUGGGCCCGGCAUUUCGAUGAGAAGCGGUACUUCAGGUUUAAUGUCGAGCAGGGGCUGCAGGAAAUUGGGCUUGAGGAGUACAAGAAGAAGGGGCCGAUACAAGCAGCGACGGAGGGCUACCUCACGCAUAUAACACAGAAGUUCCGAGUAAGGGACUGCAUUCUGAAUAUGAGACUCAAAGAGAACAAGACUGAGACUUACUUUGCCGCUGUUAUACAUGAAUAUAUCGUCCGCACCAUUCGACGGCAGUCAGUUCACCUCUUUCACGUACCGUUACAUCUUACCGCUGUGCCAGUGAUUGAAAAUUUCGUGGGACGGCGAGCCGAACUAGACGAGCUAUGGCAGUAUUUACAGCCGACGAAUUCCCAGUUGCGAAAAGUUGCGAUUCUUCAUGGGCUUGGGGGGAUAGGAAAGACCCAGCUAGCGAUUCGCUUCGCACGAGACCACAAAGACGAUUUUACAGCCAUCUUCUGGCUGAGUGGCAAGGAUCGAGGCACAAUCUUGCAAUCUUUGAGCUCUGUCUUUCCCCGAUUACCAGGACAGUCACCGCAUACGAAAGCGGUCAAUGACGAGGAGGUGGAGCAACGAGCAAGGUAUGUCCUACGCUGGCUCGCAUUGGAAGGAAACUCAUGCUGGCUCAUCAUUUUUGACAACAUCGACCAAUACUCCCCUACCAGUAGCGCUGCUGGUAAUGCAUACGAUAUUGCAGAAUUCUUCCCUGCGGCCGAUCAUGGCUCCAUUCUCAUUACCUCCAGGCUCCCAAAGUUGACUGAACUAGGGGAAUCCUUCCCGGUCAUUAAACUGGACUCCGAUGAUGCAAUCAAACUACUCUUGCAAUGCAGCCAUUUAUCAACAAAGAAUACUAUUAGCCGUCCUGAAAAUGAUCCAGAUACCCUUGCUCUUGCUAAUCGACUAGACGGACUUCCAUUGGCAAUCGCCAUCGCUGGCGCCUUCAUGCGUAAAACUGGAGCCAGCAUCACUGAGUACUGGAAGUAUUACCAAGAAUCCUGGUCCGAGUUACAGCUGGAAUCAAAUCCUGAGCGCCAGUACCCACAGGGAAAUAUGUUACAAACGUGGAUGAUCUCAUAUUGUGAGAUACAAAAACGGGACGCAGAUGCAGCAAAGCUACUACUUUUAUUUGCUCGUUUUGAUAAUCGAGAUAUCUGGUAUGAAUUGAUAAAUGGCAGCCGCUACAGCCCGAAUGUCCCAAUCUGGCUGCAAAGGACUAUAUCAAGCGGACUGGCGUUCAAAGCAAGUGUUAAGACGCUCAUUGGGUUUUCUCUCCUCGAGACAAAGGGGCAAGAUGAAAGCUACGCCUUGCAUCCAGUGGUACAAGACUGGUGCAUUUACCUUGCCAGUAUAGACAAAGAUGUGGAUUUUAGGAAGUUCGAUGAACUGGCGCUAAUAUCCGUAGGGUACUCUGUCCCCAGCCCAAGUGCCAGAAAUUACGCCCAGCUUCAGCAGCGGCUUAUUCCACACGCGAAUUACGUACGGCAUAGGGUUUGGUGGGGAGAUAAUAUUGCAGUAUGGGAAGCAUUUCUGCUUUUGGGGAACGUCUACAGGGAUCAGGGGAAGCUGCAAGAUGCAGAAGAGAUGUACCAGCGAGCACUGGCAGGCUACGAGGCGGCUCUGGGUUCACAUCAUCCGUCCACUCUUAUUGCAGUUAACAAUCUUGGGGCUCUCUAUUUUGGCCAGGGGAAGCUGCAAGAGGCAGAACAAAUGUACCAGCGAGCACUCACAGGCCACGAGCAAGCUCCCGGUCCAGAUCAUCCGUCCACUCUUGAUACAGUCAAUAACUUUGCGAUUCUCUACUCUGAUCAGGGGAAGCUGCAAGAAGCAGAACAGAUGUUCCAGCGAGCACUAGCAGGACGCGAGAGGGCCCUCGGUCUAGAUCAUCCGUCCACUCUUGAUACAGUCAACAAUCUUGGGAUUCUUUGUAGGAAUCAAGGAGAAAUGCGAAAAGCAGAAGAGCUGUUCCAACGAGCACUGGCAGGCUACGAAAAGGCUCUCGGUCCCGAUCAUAUGUUCACUCUUAAAGCGGUUAAUAACCUUGGGGCUCUUUACUCUGGUCAGGGGAAGCUGCAAGAGGCAGAAGAGAUGUAUCAGCGAGCACUAGCAGGCUACGAGAAGGCUCUCGGUCCAGAUCAUACGUCCACUCUCCUUACAGUCGACAACCUUGGGGCUCUCUGCUCUGAUCAAGGGAAGCUGCAAGAGGCAGAAGAAAUGUACCAGCGAGCACUAGCAGGCUACGAACAGGCUCUCGGUCCAGAUCAUACCUCCACCAUUGAUACAGUCAACGGUCGCUGGGCGGAUCUUGAGGAGAAGGACUGGCUAGAACUCGAAGAUUCAUAUCUCGAGUUAUUUGUGAAUGCGCAGGGCAAGAAGGUCUGGAUGGACGGCGCGAUGGCCUCAACCAAUGAGGAUUUUGAGUGGGAGGUUUGA
This is a messenger RNA of Pochonia chlamydosporia 170, 3198 nucleotides long. RefSeq names its product protein kinase subdomain-containing protein. Gene Ontology annotation, cellular component: kinesin complex. The record is from RefSeq and is a predicted model, not a curated record. Gene Ontology annotation, biological process: lipid metabolic process. NCBI's taxonomy places the organism in Eukaryota, Fungi, Ascomycota, Sordariomycetes, Hypocreales, Clavicipitaceae. Bases 1 to 3198 code for a protein of 1065 amino acids. The transcript has 10 exons. Gene Ontology annotation, molecular function: protein binding; ADP binding.